ACAACCACAACAACAACGACAAUAUUCGCAACUGUUAUUACAACAACAGCAACAACAACAGCGAGAACAGCAGGCGAGACGCAGACAGCCCUCUCUGCGUGUGCUUUGCUUGUGUGCGUGUUUUGUUUCGGCCUAACCGGCAAGUGCAAAACAACAACAACAACAAAAAGAAAAUAAGAAAAAGUGCCGCUCUCUUGCGCUCUGUCGCUCUUUGUCGUCGCUCUUCGUUUUGUGUGUGAGUGUAUUGGUGUUCGCACAGCUGUUUGGUGCAACAUGCAGCAGAGCUGCCUAAAAUCGUAGACACACACCCAAGCAAACACACACACACACACGCACACGCACAUACACAGGUGUCACACUCAAGUGUCCAGUUUGCAUUUUCUCGCCAAAUACCGUAAAGAAUUUACCAACCACAAACAUGUCCGGCAAUCCUUUCAAUCAACCGCUGCACCUCAGCCUCUGCCUCAGCCUCUGCCUCGGCCUGUGCCUCAGCCUGGCUGUGGCCAAGCAUCUGGCCGCCGGCAUCGACGCCGACGGCGACAACUCGCUCGUGCACCACCAGCAGCAGCAGCACAACCUGCAUCAGCAACACCAGCAUCAACACCAGCCGCAUCAGCAUCAACACAGCGCUGCAACGCAUCAUCGGCGUCGCCUGCAGCGGGACUCGCGCGCCAAGGAUUUAGCGCAGCAGUGCGAAUCAGUCAAGAGUUACUUCGAAUCCAUCGACAUCAGGUCGAGUGGCGUAUUUAAUGAAAAAGGCGCCACUUGCGGCGGCAGCUGUUGCAGCAACGCCACAGAGCUGGAACUGCGCCACAAGGCAGCUGGCAAAUUCGAGCAGUUGCUGCAUCAUCAUACGAGCAGCCUGCGCGGCAUACUGGAGACCACGGCCAGUCAAUUUCAAAAUCACGUCGUGGAGCUGGCCGAGCAGUCGGAGAACAAGACAUUGAAUGUUUUCUCGCAGGUUUACAGGCGCAUGGAGCCGUUAUCCCGGAUGCUCAUACAGCAGCUCUACACGGAAAUCAUCAACCACUUGAAGUACACGUCGAACUACAGCAGCAAUAAUGGCCAGGGCAAUAGCAUUUUGAAUAGCCAGAGCAGCCUGGAGAGCGCACUGCACAAGUUCUUUGAGAAUCUGUUCCCCGUUGCCUACCACCAGGCGGUGCAUCUGACCAAGGACAAUUAUGGCGAGCUGCACGAUGACUACACCAACUGCCUGAAGCACAACUAUGAUGAUUUGCAGCCCUUCGGCCAGAUACCCAAGGAAAUUCAGACCAAUCUGGUGCACAGCGUUCACAUGUCCAACAUCUUUAUGAGCGCCCUGCUCCAGAGCGCCAAGGUGCUCAGCGAAACGGAUGCUCUGUAUGGCAAGCAGCUGACGGAAACCUGCAAGCUGCAUCUGCUCAAAAUGCAGUACUGCCCCAACUGCAACGGGCACACGGAGCACAACAGGCCAAAGGUCUGCUACAGCUACUGCAUGAACGUGAUGCGCGGCUGCUCGGCUCAGUACUCGGGCUUGCUGGACGGUCCCUGGGCCAGUGUGGUCGAGGGCCUCGACAAUCUGGUGGCUGGCCACAUACGCUCCGAGAGCGGCAUCAUGAACACCAUCAAGCAGCUGGACACCAAACUCUCGGAGGCCAUAAUGAGAGCCAUGGAAAAUGGACCGGAGCUGGAGAAGAAGGUGAAGAAGACUUGUGGCACGCCCAAUCUGCUGCCCUCGCUGACCGCCGCCGAGACGCAGCCGCUGCAGCAGCAUGUGAGCAUCAAGUGGGCAAUGUCGCCAGAGGCUAGCAUUCUGCACUUCCUGUCAACCAUACAGAAGUCCAAGGACUUCUUCACCAACAUCGUCUUCAACUUCUGUGACGAGGACUACACACAGAGCAGCGAUCAUCUCUGCUGGACCGGAGAUCGGGUUGGCGACUACACACAGCUGUUGAUAAUGCCCGGCGAGGACAGGCAGCGCUACAAUCCUGAGGUGCCCUGGGAGAACCAAUCGCAGCUGACCAAGCUCAACGAGCUGGUGGACAAACUGCAGAAGAUACGCAAAACCAUCGGCGUGACGGCGCCUGUCAGCAACAAUCAUGACAUUCAGAGCGACAUGGGUCACGAGGGCUCCGGCGGUGGUGGUGGCGGCGGUGGCGUUGGCGUCGGCGGUCACAUCAGCGACGACGAGGAGGAGUACAGCAGCAUGCACGGCUCGGGCGAUGGCUCCGGUGAUGGUCCCAUCUCGCACACCGAUGACCCACUGGGCAGCACGCCCAACACCUUCGAUGGCGAGUCGCGCGACAACUCAAAGGGCGCGUCGAGCGCGCUGACGGCCACUGCGACAAGCCUGCUUCUCACACUAGUCACACUCUAUAGUAGUUGUAGUUAAAGCAGCACCCAAAUCCCAAAAAGAAUAUAACAAUGAGAAAUAUAUAUAAAUAAAUAUAUAUAAAUACAUACAUAAAUAGCCGUACCGUACGUAAAUUAUAAAAGCUCAAUGUUCAAAGCGAAUUGUUCCUUUUUUGGUGUAAUUAAAUAGAAACAAAAAUAAAU
Messenger RNA from Drosophila arizonae, 2535 nucleotides. It is a transcript of the gene dally, whose product is annotated as division abnormally delayed protein. Gene Ontology annotation, cellular component: cell surface; extracellular region; plasma membrane. Gene Ontology annotation, biological process: regulation of protein localization to membrane; positive regulation of canonical Wnt signaling pathway; cell migration. NCBI's taxonomy places the organism in Eukaryota, Metazoa, Arthropoda, Insecta, Diptera, Drosophilidae. The record is from RefSeq and is a predicted model, not a curated record.